Messenger RNA from Solenopsis invicta (red fire ant), 1342 nucleotides. RefSeq lists its product as uncharacterized. The record is from RefSeq and is a predicted model, not a curated record. The transcript is spliced from 3 exons. Bases 870 to 1118 code for a protein of 82 amino acids. NCBI's taxonomy places the organism in Eukaryota, Metazoa, Arthropoda, Insecta, Hymenoptera, Formicidae.
AGAAUGUAUGUUCGAUUCGUUUUAUUUUCAUGAAAGAAUUUUCCAAGUGUAUAAAUUUGUUUUGUUUAAAUUAUCGCGUAUGCGAAUUUAUGAAAGAUAUACGUAUUAGAUAAUUUAAGAUCUAAGAUAUUUGAAUAUACCGCGUCGAGCUUUAAAAUUUUUAUCGAUUGAAGCGCCACAGUUUCGUCCGCUAUCUUCAGAUCAUUAAAAGGCGCGGAGCGAGUCGCGGUUUACGGGUAAGUAACAGCAAGUCGCGAUCAAGAACUAUUGUUAAUAAAACGUUCGUUUCACGGAAUGCACGAAAACUUUUAUUAUACUGAAUAUUAAAUUUUAUGUCAUUCUCUUUUCCGCCUCUGUAUUUUCCAACAAAUCGUCGCGCGUUGCGCAUCGCAUAGUUACUCCUACUUUUCAUGCAUGCGUUGACACGUAUGAAAACAAGCUCUGAUUAAACGCGGUUAAACGCGCGCGUUUGAGAAAAACGCAUUUGAUUGGCGUAAUUUGUAGAGAUGCAUGUUUGUAACGCGCGCUGUCAACGCAUGCAAGAAAAUUGAGAUUGAGGGUCUUGAUUCGGCAUCCUAACCUAACCUUAGCUUGACUCGCGUCGUGUUGCGCGGUAAAUCGGAGUGAAGUUGCCGACUUGAAGUUGUCGUCGUCGAAACUUUUGGUCGUUAAUGGACAUUGUGGAAAGUGUGGAGAUGCAGCGGAGCGACGUGACCUCGAAUCACGACACGUUUAAUUGGGAAAUGCGUAAUUCGUUCUGUAGCCAUUACAUUUCGGUAAUUAACACGUAGAGAGUGUAUGUUUUCGCGUGUGAGGAGCAGCGGCGAAGGAUUCAGAGAGGAAAAGCCGGUCUGGAAGGCAUCCGGGCAAUGAUGGCAAUGGUGGAACGACAUAGCGAUCGGGCAAUCAUGCCCACAGUCCAUGACGGUCUGUCCAAGUUUUUGCUCGUGAGCAAAAUGCCUUCCCUCUACGUCAACGUGAAUGAAUUGAAGAAUAAACCAAAGCAAAGAGAGAGAGAGAGAGAUGCUGUGAGGCUCCACCCAUACAGGCACGUGUACGUUGUAUCAUCCGCUGCGGGCAAUUGUAUCAGAAGUGUUAGCGAUUCUGGAACGAGGUAAGAGGCUCCUCCGCUUGAUGAAGCUGGAGAGAAGUCUAGUUUAUGUUACAUAUCUUAGAUUUCUACGCUAUGUAUUUCACAGUAGUGCAUCCUUUGCUUUAUUUUGUCUUAUCCCAUUUUUACUAUUAGAAUUGCUUAUAUCGUGACCCUUUCUUGAUUAUCGCAAGCUCCCUCUUCUUCCAUCUUGCGAUAUAUAAUAUCUACAAAAGUCCAACUUGCGCCGCG